AUGAGUGGAAUGGUGUCCACAAAAGAGCUGAUCUCUCGUCUGUCGCGAAACACGUUAUAUCUGUCGCUCAUCUCAUCCGCGGGUCUAUUGCUGUCAUUGUAUUCGCUAUACAUUGAAGUCCGUCACGAAAAUAGUGGCAAAUUUGACGCCUUUUGUGACAUCAAUUCAUACAUCAGUUGUUCUAAAGUAUUCCUCUCGAAAUAUGGCACUGGUUUCGGAGUAUUGCCGCCGCCAUUGAAUUUGCCGAAUCCAGUGUUUGGUAUCAUUUUCUACUUCUUUCAGAUCAUAAUAUCCAACAUCUCGUAUAAUAACGUAUUUCUGGCCAAACUAUACAUCGCUAACGCCGUCCUCUCGAACAUCGGUUCCGUAUAUUUGGCGUACAUUUUGGCGUUUGUGUUGAAGAACUUGUGUAUAGUAUGUGUAGCCAUAUAUGCCGUCAACUUUGCGAUGCUUUUGGUGUCCAUUAGAAGAUAUCGUAUAAUCACUUCAUAUAAACGAUACAAAAAAGAGUGA
Molecule: messenger RNA, 513 nt
Organism: Medioppia subpectinata
Lineage: Eukaryota; Metazoa; Arthropoda; Arachnida; Sarcoptiformes; Oppiidae
Source: the annotation of a GenBank genome assembly